This is a messenger RNA of Passer domesticus (house sparrow), 8106 nucleotides long. It is a transcript of the gene SLC44A1, whose product is annotated as solute carrier family 44 member 1. The coding region runs from base 202 to 2340 and encodes 712 amino acids. Gene Ontology annotation, cellular component: plasma membrane. The transcript has 15 exons. Lineage: Eukaryota; Metazoa; Chordata; Aves; Passeriformes; Passeridae. Gene Ontology annotation, molecular function: choline transmembrane transporter activity. Gene Ontology annotation, biological process: transmembrane transport; choline transport. The record is from RefSeq and is a predicted model, not a curated record.
GCGUUUGCCGGGGGGAGGAGGAUGAGGGGGCGCCGCGGCGGCGCUUGUGGUGCAGCCGCGCUCGUCUGACCGGCCCCGCGGUCCCCGCCGCUUCCUCCGUGCCGCCCUCCGUACGCCCCGCCCGCGCCGCCGCCCGGGGCGGGAGAGUCGCGGAGAGUGGAUGCCUAGCGGGCACCCACGGGGCAGAGACCCGCGGACGCCAUGGGCUGCUGCAGCUCCGCCGCGCAGAGUUCCAAGCGAGAGUGGAAGCCUCUGGAAGACCACAGCUGCACAGAUGUACCAUGGCUGCUCUUAUUCAUCCUCUUCUGCAUAGGAAUGGGUUUUAUCUGUGGCUUUUCAAUAGCUACUGGAGCAGCUGCAAGACUGCUUUCGGGAUAUGACAGUUAUGGAAAUAUUUGUGGACAGAAAAAUGUUAAGGUGGAGGGAAUAGUCAACAGUGGUCUGGACCUCACACACAAGAAGUAUGUAUUCUUCUUGGAUCCAUGCAACAUUGAUCUAGUACAUCAGAAGAUUAAGUCUAUUGCCUUGUGUGUAUCAGCUUGCCCAAGGAAAGAACUGAAAACUCUGGCUGAUAUACAGAAAUUUGCAGAAACUAAUGGAUCCACUCUGUGUAGCUAUGAACUACAGCCAUCAGAAUAUACAACAGACCCAAGGGCUGCCAAGUUAUGUCCUAAAUAUCCUGUUCCAGAGAGUGCACCUAUUCCAUUCUUCCAUCGCUGUGCUCCUGUGAACAUUUCCUGCUAUGCCAAGUUUGCAGAGGCCCUGAUCACCUUUGUCAGUGACAGUAGUGUCUUACACAGGCUGAUUAGUGGAGUUAUGACCAGCAAAGAGAUUAUAAUGGGACUUUGCUUGUUAUCACUAGUGUUGUCCAUGAUUUUGAUGGUUAUAAUAAGGUACAUUUCAAGAGUACUUGUCUGGAUUUUAACAAUUCUUGUCAUUCUGGGAUCACUUGGUGGUACAGGAGUUCUGUGGUGGCUCUAUGCUAAACAACGAAUAUCUGCCGGUGCUCUUGAGACCCAAAUAGCCAAAGACAAUCUUCAGGCUCUCUUGAUCUAUGCCAUUGCAGCUACAGUCUUCACGGUUAUCUUGUUCUUGAUCAUGCUAAUUAUGCGCAAAAGAGUAGCUCUCACCAUUGCCUUGUUCCACGUGGCUGGCAAGGUCUUCAUUCACCUGCCGCUGUUAGUCUUCCAGCCAUUUUGGACAUUCUUUGUGCUUAUCCUCUUCUGGACAUACUGGAUCACAGUCCUGCUUUUUCUUGGUACUACAGGUAGUCCAGUCCCAAAUGAAGAAGGAUUUGUUGAAUUUCGAAUGGCAGGUCCUUUGAAAUACAUGUGGUGGUACCAUGUAGUGGGACUCAUCUGGAUCAGCGAGUUUAUCCUAGCCUGUCAGCAGAUGACAGUAGCAGGGGCUGUGGUAACAUACUAUUUUACAAGGGAGAAAAGAAACCUGCCAUUUACUCCUAUUUUGGCAUCUGUUAAUCGCCUUGUUUGUUACCACCUAGGAACAGUAGCAAAGGGGUCUUUCAUUAUCACACUAGUGAAGAUACCACGAAUGAUUCUUAUGUAUAUUCAAACACAACUCAAAGGAAAGGAAAAUGCUUGUGCUCGCUGUAUGCUUAAAGCCUGCAUUUGCUGCCUUUGGUGUCUAGAAAAGUGCCUGACAUAUUUAAAUCAGAAUGCGUAUACAGCCACAGCUAUCAACAGCACCAAUUUCUGCACCUCAGCAAAGGAUGCCUUUGUUAUCCUAGUGGAAAACGCUUUGCGAGUGGCUGCCAUAAACACAGUUGGGGAUUUUAUGCUGUUUCUAGGAAAGGUCCUGAUUGUCUGCAGCACAGGUUUGGCCGGCAUUAUGUUGCUGAAUUACCAACGAGAUUACACCAUCUGGGUGCUGCCACUCAUCAUUGUCUGCCUCUUUGCAUUCCUGGUUGCUCACUGCUUCCUUUCCAUUUAUGAAAUGGUUGUUGAUGUCCUUUUCUUAUGUUUUGCCAUCGAUACAAAAUACAAUGAUGGGAGCCCUGGCAGGGAAUUCUACAUGGAUAAAGUUCUCAUGGAGUUUGUGGAGAAUAGUAGGAAAUCUAUGAAAGAAGCUGGCCGGGGAGGUGGAGCUGAGGGCAGAGAGCUAAAACCAAUGGUAGGUGCAGAUGAGGAGGUGGCGAUCCUCCAAGAGUUUCACUUUUACUUCUUCUCCCUCUUUGUCUUUACUGACUGCACUUCUUCAGGAGAAGUUUUUGUUCUCUGUAUCACUCAAGAUGUUCUGCUUUUUCUGUUUGUGAGCUUGCCUAUCACCUGGAUGGCAGAGUUUUUGUCACAGCUGAGACCAUCUCCUGUAAAAGUAAGAUGAAAGGAACUGUCUCAUAUGAAACAAAUGCAGUAUCAUUUCAUUAGGAUUAGUGGUGCAUGCCAUGUGGUAUAUGCAGACAGCCCCAGCUGCUGAACAGUCUAAAACUAAGAUGGCUCUGAGAUUCUUUGGGCUCUUCUCAGCCCUGAGAUGAACAAUUUUUGCUCAUCUUACAUUCACUGCAAAAACCUGAAAUGAAGAACACUUACUGCGUGCAUCCAUUGUUGCAAAGUAAGACCAGGUAUUCAAAGCCCUCACCAAAUUAUCUUACACGGUGCCAAGGAAUUGGAUACAGUGAUUCCUUUCAACCUGCUCAAAUGACAUUUCUCCCAGUUGUUUGUUUUAUUGCCAACUACUUAUGUUGCUUGUCUCUUGUGUGCUCUUUCCAUCUCACACUGUCAGAUGCACAGACAGUGAACAAUGCAUCAUUUAUGCUUCUGCAGCCUGUUUUACUUAUGGUGUGCCUGUUAGGAAGGCAUUGCAUGUCUGAGUAGCCUGGAAUAAGAGCACUAUACAUGGUACAGAUAACAGAUAGGAGGAUAAGUUUGGAAAGUGGAGAACAGAGGGCGUAUAACAGAGAGCCAGGCUGAGCAAGGUAUGAUUUGUCAUUGUACAUUAUGACUUUGUGAAACAGAGUAUUUUUCCAUCAUCACUUUCUCAGAGUGUUUGGGGUCUUACUCAUUUCCGUACCAUGGGGGUCAUUUUUUAACCAAAUGGAAUCUAAAUAAGUGUAUGCUAACAGAAUAAUUUAUUUUUUCAACAAUGUAUGUGAAGCCAUGUUGCAUGAGCAUUUUUUGACUAAGCUGGAAUGGGUUCCUGCUAUAGACUGGAUAGAUGUGUAGCUUUGUGUGUUUUGCUAUUUCAUUAUGGCAUACCAGUUUCUAGAUUUGCUUAUGCCUAAAUGCUGCUGUGUUUAUACAUAUAAAAAACUAAUUCUAUUCUCAUUUACUGUUUUCUUCUGGGAGUAAUUCUAGCUGGUCAAAGAGACACUAACAUUGGGAUUUUCAGAACGAGCUAAUUGCUAUAAAUGCAAAUGUGCCACAAAAAUGAUUGAGAAUUGAGUGUGCAAACUCUCUAGUCAUAUGCACAAAAAAUUCAGUUCAAAAUUUUAUGUUAAACUCUGUUUCAAAGAAUUGGUUUACCUUAAGUGGUUUUCCACUUACACUGUUGUCAGAGGUGGUACCAACUGCUAAUUACACUUUGGUACUUGACUGCCUGAAGCUUGGAUGUUAAAAAAUUUUAUUCACCCCCACCCCUUUUAAAAGUGCAGACCAAGUAUUUGCAAACCAAGAGUGGUUUUAUUCUUAGAAGAAAUUUUUUAUGGAGUCUUAGCCUGGUGCUGGCUGAAAGUCCUCUUAGAGUGGCUGGAGAAGAUGCUGAGUACUUGAGGCUCAGAGUGGAAGUCUCCUGCUGAAUUACUCCCAAUUUUGCUGCUCAUGUGAAUGUCUUGUUGGAACUGUUUUGGCCUUGUGGUUUUCCAUUUUUGGACAUUCAGCUCCAGUUGAUUUGAUUAUGAAAUACUAGAAUCUCACUUCCUGAUCACGAUGGGACACAGCAGUUAAAUUUCUGAGGCCUUUCCCCAAAGUAGAGGGCCUCGGUUAUAGCUAGAAUAGGAUCAUUCAUAAGUCUAUUAUGUAACGGUAGCGCCCAUAGUCCCAAAAUUGCAUGUCUGAAAAUUAGAUCAAUACUACUUUUUUCUCUUUUUUUUACAGAGUCUUUACUGGUUUGCUUCAGUUUCCUUGAAAUGCAGAUAUUUCUUAGAUAUGACAAUUAUUUCUUAAAGUGAAAUGCCCUAAGUGCAGUUGUAUUUAAAAUAGGUAUUAGUAGCAGAGAUGAGAAAACACCUUAGUUCUGUUCUUGUAUCAGGGCACAACAAAAAACCCCACCUCUUCACGCUUCUUUCUUUAUGGCUUCCAGUGACCCCUUUGACUCAAUUUCUCCUUGUCCUUUGGCAUCUGUCUAAGACUGUACUGUAUGACUUUGUUUUCUAGGCCUCUGGAGCAAGUUCAUCUUGAAACUAGCCAGCCAUAUUGGAACCCAUUGACAUUCCAAAACAGUAUAUAUAUACAUAUAUACAUACAUACAUAUAUAUAUAUAUAUAUAAAAAUAAACAGCCAAAAUCAGAGAAAAGGAACAGGGAUUUAAAACUUUUUUUAACAAUUAUUUUUGUGAAACAUGUACUCUUUUCAUACGGGUGGCUUUUACAAGCAGCUUUAUCAUUGUUCCAUUUCUUAAAUUAUUUGUUGUGGUCAUGGAAAUGUUGAUUCUUCUUAUCUGCUUGACAUUUUAAAAUCUGGAGGAAGUAUCAUUGUAAAGAUAAUCUGAAAUUAUGACUGGGUUUAGAGACAGAUUUCCCAUGACACUACUAAUCUGCUGAGAGUUUUACUUGUUUAAUUUCUUUAAAAUCUGCAUUAAAUUCGGGACAGUGACCAUGUACAGAAAACCUUAAAAUCAAGAAAAGUCUCAAAUUUAUUUUUUCAGCAAAAAUUUGUUCAGUUGAAAUGUAUUUGUAAGUAGUUAUUUUACUUUACAGCCCUGGCAGGGCACAGUUCUGUUUACCAGUAUCAGAUAUCACAAUAACCAACUCCUCAGGUAUUUAGGUGUGUGGGGAGCCCUUGCAUCUCCUAUUAAACAGAACCUACAAAAUGGGGACAGAUAAUUUUUAUAUGCAAUUAACUUCCUGCUUACCCUACUUUUACCCCUCAUACCCAUUGCCCUCUAUCCUCCCCCUGAGUUCAGUAGCCUCCUUCACACUUCAGCAGUGCUCCUUUGAAGGGUAUGGAUUCUCCAUACGGGCAAGCGAAAUAACAGAUUGCUAAAGCUCAGUCUUAGCCAUACUCAUGAUUAAUUCAUGACUAGAUACAAAGAUGCUGAGGAUGGGAAGAAAAAUGAAUUAUACUGCUGUACAUAAAAAAGUACUGUAUGCUUCAUUUCAUCUAAUGAGAGAGCUCUGGGAGGUAGAAAGGAUCAUUCCUUGCCUGUUGCUUGAUCCAUAUUUGUACAUACUGUAGUGGGUGGCUAAAGCCAGAAAGGGCAGAGAAACAUUCCUUUGGAAAUGUGGCUGCCAGGAUAGUUAUCUGAAAUUAUUAAAUAAUGACAAGAGAACAUGCUUUUUUAUUAUUAUUAGAUACAUAAAUAUCUCUUCAGUCUGGAAGUUCACCAGAUAUGAGUGCUAAUAUUCAAUUGUUCAGCAUAGUGAAUUGGUAAAUGCAUAACUGUAUUUGCUAAGAAUUGAUGAUCUGUCUAUGCUAUAUAUUCCUUUUGUUAACAUUUUUUUAAGAAAACUAUUUUUGUUAUUGUAAAGUUAAUAUUUCAGAGCAGAAUUUUUAAACUUAUUGCACUAAAUACAAGCUGUCUACAAAUAAUGAUGCCUCAAUGGUUCAAUCACUCCAUUCCAGAAAAUCUUUUGAAAGAGUAAGAGCCUUUCUACAGAAGCUUUAUGAUGGAGUAGAGAGGUAUGUCUAGGUAAAGACAUGCACAACUCGUGUAAUCAAGGUUUAGUAAGUAAGCAGUUAACUGUGCUUCCUUUCAGACUAUCAGACUUCUAAAUUGCUGCUGAAGGUUUAAAUAAUUAUGUAGUAUCAUUUAGCUAACUAGUGCUCUUAUAUUUUUGGCAAUAGUAAAACAUUUCACUUUUGCUUCCAGAAGUAAUUUGAUAAAUUUGUUAAUUUUUUUUUCCUAUAAGCCAGUUAAUACAAUUUACACUUUUCAUAUCACAGAACCCAAACUAUUUGAAUGGUACAAAUAUAAAGAUACAUACAGAAAGGGUAGCUUGGGGAGCUGGGGAGGCAAAGAGAAUUAUCCAGUCCUGGAAGCACUUACUCAUUUAAGUGAACCAUAUCUGUAUCUACUAGCAUCAGGAGGGCUCUCUAAGUAUGGAAAUUGUAACGUACACAUCUGUGUAAGUGCUGACUGGACUACAGCUUCAGCCUAGGGAUUCAAACUGGAGCACAGGUGAGACCUCUCUGUGCAAGUUAGACAUCAGACUUGCCCAGAAGAAACACUGGAGCAGCCUUACUUUUGUGGAGAGGAGACAUUCCUGCAGUACCAGUGUCUAUGAUAGCAGUGGUACUCAACACCAGUAUUUGUGUAGAUCAGAGAGGUUUAGCAACACAAAUUUUAAAACCAGCUUAGAUGAAUCUAGAAACUGGUUUUCAAGACUAAAAGACUUAUCAAAAAGACUUAUCAAAUACUCAGUUGCUUCCAGAGAAUCUAGUUUCAUCUUGUUUGGAGGUUAUUGGAAGUGCUUAAUCAAAGAAGCCUUGUGUUCUGCUCAUUUUGAUAAAAAAAUUCUGCCAUGACUGGUUCCAUAAGUUUGUGUUCUCCACUCACUGGAUGUCCUGAGUGGGAACUGUAUUCUGUAAUUGCAACUAGGACUGCAAUUGGUAACAAAUUUUGUAUUUUUGUAUGACUUGACUGUGCACCAUUUUUAUAGCAGUUUAUCCUGUCUUAAAAAUAAAUUUGUUUAUUUACAUAGUGUUUGAAAGAUACAGGCAACACUUUUCUAUGGGUAGUUGUAAUGUUUAAGUGAGAAACCUACAUAAUUACAGUUCUUAAUAAAAACGUGUGCACCAUUCUUGAGUGUAUAUCCAGCAUGCAGAGCUUUCCAGUCUUGCCAAAAAGGCAUCCCAUCCACACACAGGCUUUCCAGCAGCCCUUUAAAGGUUUUGAAUUACCAUUGACAUUCAUUUGUAACCAAACUACAAGCUGCCCUCUUCCAGCUCUGUCUUGUGCAGAGACAAGCAGAGAUAAGCAGAAGACAGAAUUCUGAAAAGACAACUUUUCAGGGCAAAUUUAGACUACUUUCCUUUCCUAGUGGGGAUAGUGGAGUGGGAGGACAUUUUGGCAUAUAAAUCCUAUACAUAAAUUUUGGCAGUAGGGAUGCUGGGGUCUGCCAGCUGUGAGGGAUUAAAUACUCCUUUUGACUGGUGGUUAUUACAGCCAGUGUAUGGUCUGCUUUGUGGGAGGCAGUCUAGACUAAGUAGAGAGUGAUGCUGCACUGAGAAUAACAAUGCAGGAGGAGCAGAUGAGACAGGUAAAACAAAUCAUCUCCUCAGAAAGUCCAUUGAAUUAAGUAGUGCUAAAAGACUGGAAAUUUAGGCUGGACAAUUUGGAUUUAGAAAUAAUCAUUGGGAUUAUUGCUUCCCGGCAUUUGGUUUCUGCAUCAUAGUCUCUGACCAGCUAAGUUUCAUACAGAAAAACAUACUGAUCCUUAAAUUGUUAAAUUUUUUUUCCCACAUUAUUUUUCUGUUUGGAAGUUGAACAGCACCAUGUCAUCUUUACUGCUUCUUCCAGCCCUAGAGAAAGUUUUUUGGUUUUGUUCCUUUGUGUCUCAUUUCCAUAUUGCUCUCUGAGUAAAACAGUGGCAAGUGGCAGAGUGUCAGCUGCCCUUUGUCCCUUGAUCUUAACACAUAUUCUUUUACCUUCCCGAGGCAAUGAUUCAGGAUAUUACCUGAAUAGAGUAAUAUUAGAGUAUGUGCUAAGCUAAAGUUCUGAGGCAGAAUUUUUUUCUUUUUUUUUGUCUGGUAUUACUCCAUCGCUGUGGUUAGAAGUGCAACCAAUCACUUCUAGAGUUUCACUGCUGCUCCACAGCUAGGCUUUAACACAUAGGAUGGCCAGCUUAGAUUUGCAUCUUCAGCUUUCCAUGAGCUCCCAGUCCCAGAACCAGGAUGGGCUUCUAAAUGUGGCCUUACAUGGCCUGGCAUAGUAAAUGAAGGACUUUUUGCAUUUGAAAAGUGUUUUCUAUAAGCGAGACCUAACAGUGGAAAA